Raphanus sativus (radish) is the source of this 532-nucleotide messenger RNA. RefSeq names its product protein CYSTEINE-RICH TRANSMEMBRANE MODULE 13. NCBI's taxonomy places the organism in Eukaryota, Viridiplantae, Streptophyta, Magnoliopsida, Brassicales, Brassicaceae. The transcript has 3 exons. The record is from RefSeq and is a predicted model, not a curated record. Bases 115 to 363 code for a protein of 82 amino acids. Gene Ontology annotation, cellular component: plasma membrane.
AACAAAAUUAAAUAUUAUUGCUCACCGUCAUAACUUCUCUAUAAAGCAAAGAAACAGAGAUUGCUUGAAAAGAGAAGAGAAAGAAGAAAAAAAAAAGCUAGAAGAACUCAAAAGAUGUAUAAUCAAGAACAACAUCCUGUCGGUGCUCCUCCUCCCCAAGGGUAUCCUCCUAAGGACGGUUAUCCUCCAGCUGGCUAUCCUGCCGCCGGUUAUCCACCGCCGGGAUAUGGUCAGGGAUACCCUGCUCAAGGUUAUCCUCCACCUCAAUACUCUCAAGCUCCGCAGCAAAAGCAACAAGCUGGUAUGCUCGAAGGAUGUUUGGCUGCGCUCUGCUGUUGCUGUCUCUUGGAUGCUUGUUUCUGAUCGGUGAAUAUAUCAGUUCAACGAUUUCUUUUCCUCUGCAUGCAAUGAAAAAGACAUGUGUAUCGUUCAACAAUCUGCUGUUAAUCUUCUUUCUUUUCGUAUUUGUCUUUUAAACUUUUGUAUUUUAUGGAUUAUUUACUCGACUAUGACGACGUCACUUUCUCUACCA